AUGGUGCUUGUUGAAUCUCUUCAGACUAGUUCUGCAAUUGACCUGAGUAAGACGAAGCCACACAAAUACGGUCCUAGUAGUUCUGAUGAUUUUCCGUCUACUGAGAAAGAAGGUAGUGGAGAAGAGCUGUCCUCUUCUAAUUCUCUUAAACAGGCAGUGGAGCACAUAGAUAACGAAGAGCGGACUAUAUUGCAUGUGGCUAUCAAGUACCGCCAGUUGGAGGUUUUCGAACUUGUGUCGAACAUGGAAGUAGUAAUGAGGUGGAUGAUACGAAGGAUUGACAACAAAGGGAACACUAUUCUGCAUAUGGUUGGAAUAAAAAGAGAGGAUUAUGUACCUGAGAAGUUACGUGGCCCUGCAUUUGAAUUGCAAGACGAGCUGAUUUGGUUUGAGCGCGUGAAGGCAGUCACAAAAGCCCAUUUUAUUGAUCAUCGGAACAAUGAGAAGCAGACUGCUGAAGGCUUAUUUGCAAAUACCUACAAAGAUCUCCGAAAUGAAGCCAAAGUGUUAGUUCUUGUGUUGGCUUAA
Messenger RNA from Corylus avellana, 528 nucleotides. NCBI's taxonomy places the organism in Eukaryota, Viridiplantae, Streptophyta, Magnoliopsida, Fagales, Betulaceae. The record is from RefSeq and is a predicted model, not a curated record.